Lymnaea stagnalis (great pond snail) is the source of this 210-nucleotide messenger RNA. The record is from the annotation of a GenBank genome assembly. Lineage: Eukaryota; Metazoa; Mollusca; Gastropoda; Lymnaeidae.
ACCAUUUGUUCUCACGCCAGGAUAUUCGGCGGCCUGGUCGACGAUGUGAAGAGGAAGCUGCCCUGGUACCUGAGCGACUUCAAGGACUGCCUGCACGUGCAGUGCCUGGCCUCCACCAUCUUUCUCUUCCUAGCCACCCUCACGCCCAAUGUCACGUUCGGGGGGCUCCUGGGCCAGGAGACGGAGCAGUACAUGGUAAGGCAGGGGUAG